AUGCCAGGAUAUACCAGCCUUCCCCCUCCAAAAUCCUCAUUUGGGUCCAAUAUUUUUCAUCCAAAUAGUAAGAAUCCGCUACCAAUGUUGCCUAGACAUGCUUGUGUCAAAACCCAACGCAGGACCAUCCCGCUAUGUGCUGCCACUGCAACCGAAAGGGUAGAUGGUUCGGUGAGGACAAUGAAAUCAUCACUCGCAUUGAAUGGCACGUUUUACCAACUACUCCGAGUGAAGGAAACCGCUUCGCAAACCGAGAUCAAAGCUGCAUACCGUAAUUUGGCCAAGCAGUACCAUCCAGACGCCGUCGUCGGUUCCAGCGCCGAUCGCGAUGCUCGGGAUUUCAUUGAGAUUCACAAUGCCUAUACAACGCUAUCUGAUCCCGUAGCCCGAGCUCGAUACGAUUUGACUAUCGGUGCUAUAAAUAUCGCUCAUUCAUGUCCAUAUAGGUACAUGACAGGAUUCCCUAGUCCCACCAGGAGCUGGGAAACUGAUCAGUGCUGGUGA
Molecule: messenger RNA, 504 nt
Organism: Juglans microcarpa x Juglans regia
Lineage: Eukaryota; Viridiplantae; Streptophyta; Magnoliopsida; Fagales; Juglandaceae
Product: chaperone protein dnaJ 11, chloroplastic-like
Exons: 1
Coding region: 1-504 (167 amino acids)
Source: RefSeq, a predicted model, not a curated record